Trichophyton rubrum CBS 118892 is the source of this 867-nucleotide messenger RNA. RefSeq lists its product as uncharacterized. The record is from RefSeq and is a predicted model, not a curated record. Gene Ontology annotation, cellular component: mitochondrial matrix. Gene Ontology annotation, biological process: cytosolic ribosome assembly. The transcript has 5 exons. Bases 1 to 867 code for a protein of 288 amino acids. NCBI's taxonomy places the organism in Eukaryota, Fungi, Ascomycota, Eurotiomycetes, Onygenales, Arthrodermataceae.
AUGUUCUCGAUACGCUCAUUGACCCGAUCGGUUCCUCGAACCCUCUCCAGAUCCAUCGCCACGUCUGCUGCGAGACCUUUGCAGCGAUCUGCUUUCUUCCAACCAACAUGGAAGCUCAUGUCUCGCCCUUCAUAUGCUCCAUUCUCUACCUCAAGACCUAGAUUCGAGGCUGCUGGCCAAGUUGAUGUCGAGCUUGCGGCCAAGUUCCAGGAAGAGCUUGCUCUGGAGACCGAGAGCGGAGAAACCGAGGAACUCCCUGAGUCAGUCAAGUAUUUCCUUGACAAUGGCCCAUUUGAGAUCAUUGACAAGGCCGGAGAAGAAGAGGUCGUCUUGACCCGGAAGUUUGGUGAUGAAAACAUCCGCGUCUCUUUCACAAUUGCCGACCUCCAGAACAUCAACCCUGAAGAAGAUUUCGCCGACAGCGCCCUCCAAGAAGAGCUCGAGAUGGACCAAUCCCGCUCCAACAAGGACGCUUCUCCCGAGGAGAACAUUGAUGAGCAGCCCUUGGAACCUGGCUACCUUGCCCGCGUCGAUGUCACCAUUGAGAAGCCAGGCAAGGGAGCCAUGCACGUUGAUGCUGUUGCCCGUGACGGUUUGAUCCAGAUUGAGAACGUUUCCUACUUCUCCAAGGCUGAGCUCGCUACCGCCGAGACUCCCGAUAAGGAAUGGGAGCGCCAGAGCUUGUAUGCCGGCCCACCAUUCGGCAACUUGGACGAGGAGCUACAGACCCUCAUCGAGCGCUACCUUGAUGAGCGAGGUAUCGAUACCGCUCUUGCUUCCUUCGUUCCUGACUACAUUGACUUCAAGGAGCAGAGGGAAUACGUUCGCUGGCUUGGAAACCUCAAGGGCUUCGUUGGAAACAACUAA